CUAGCAUUAGGAAACUCGUUCAGGGCCACUGAAAAGUCAGGAGAGGCUCAAAUCUGAUCUCUCACGGAUUCUUUCCUCUAAUGUUAGGUAAUGUCCGGAAACGUUGUCACCAAAUAAGUAUGAGAGUAUUAUUUUGGAGAAACAGUUAACCCCUACCAAAAUAUAAAGCGCCAGAGGAAAAGAGGUGAGACUGGAAGACAAGGGAGCCCUUUGCAUUCGCUGGUGGAGCAAAGUGCAAUCAGGGGACGGGCUGGGGUUCCAGUCCUUAUACUUCAGCACCGGAGGGGAUGGACAGCGUCUCUGGACUGGGCGGCCGCCACAGGGACAGAACUGCGCUGCCCUUGCUACCACUGUCGUCGCCACGAGCAUCUGGGCUCCCUGCUCCUCGCAGCUAAAAGGCGGUGCCUCCUGAUACCCCUUGGUUCUCCCUCCCUUUCCUUGAUAGACGGAAAGUAACCCUUCUUAUCCACCUGCUACAACUACCAUACAGGGCUCUGAGGAGUCCUAUUGUUCCACAGAUUAAACUCAGAGCAACAACUUCAAGAAUAUUUCUCCGCAGGGGGCUGGGAGGAAAUGCAAGCAGGAGAGUGAAGUUGAAGUUCUUAAAGGCUCUGAAAAACCAUGGGCUCUGCAGAAGGGGUUGAAAUGCUCAAAGGCCCACACUUCAUGAAAUAAACAGAAUGCUCACCGGAGAGUUGCAACUAUUUUGGAAAUAGCUUUGAAAGAAGAGUUCCAGAUCUACUCUCAUCCCUACCUUAGAGACUGAGACUUCUAAUUCCUUUACUCGGCUGACUAUUCCCCAGAAUGUUGAGAUUGCCAGAGAAGUGACCUCUGAAAAAGGAAAAUAUUGCUCUACCUAAAUUCAAACGACAUCCUUUGAGGUGCCGUAGCACAUGGAUUUCAGGACUGCCUGUGAAGAGACAAAGACAGGGAUUUGUUUGCUGCAGGAUGGUAAUCAGGAGCCUUUCAAAGUCCGGCUGCACCUAGCCAAAGAUAUUUUGAUGAUCCAGGAACAGGAUGUGAUAUGUGUGUCUGGUGAGCCUUUCUAUUCUGGUGAAAGAACGGUGACCAUUAGAAGACAAACUGUAGGAGGAUUUGGAUUAAGCAUAAAGGGGGGAGCUGAACAUAAUAUUCCAGUUGUCAUUUCAAAAAUCUCCAAGGAGCAAAGAGCGGAACUUUCAGGGCUGCUCUUUAUUGGAGAUGCAAUUCUACAGAUAAAUGGAAUUAAUGUGAGAAAAUGCAGACAUGAAGAAGUGGUUCAGGUGCUUCGGAAUGCUGGAGAAGAAGUGACCCUCACAGUGUCAUUUUUAAAAAGAUCACCUGCUUUCCUCAAACUCCCACUGAAUGAAGAUUGUGCAUGUGCUCCAAGUGACCAGAGCAGUGGCACCUCCUCUCCUCUUUGUGAUAGUGGCUUGCAUCUCAACUAUCAUCCCAACAAUACAGACACAUUAUCAUGUUCUUCAUGGCCAACAUCUCCGGGUUUGAGAUGGGAAAAGCGAUGGUGUGACCUUAGGCUGAUUCCACUGCUUCAUUCACGUUUUUCUCAGUAUGUGCCUGGGACAGAUUUGAGUCGGCAGAAUGCUUUUCAAGUCAUUGCUGUGGAUGGGGUCUGCAGUGGGAUUAUUCAGUGCCUCUCUGCUGAAGACUGUGUUGACUGGCUACAAGCAAUAGCAACUAAUAUUUCAAACCUCACAAAGCACAAUAUUAAAAAAAUCAACAGAAAUUUUCCUGUAAACCAGCAGAUAGUCUACAUGGGCUGGUGUGAAGCACGGGAGCAAGACCCUUUACAAGACUGUGUGUACUCACCGACAUUUCUAGCCCUGAGGGGAUCAUGUCUUUACAAGUUUCUGGCACCUCCAGUGACAACAUGGGACUGGACCCGAGCAGAGAAAACAUUUUCAGUUUAUGAGAUUAUGUGCAAGAUUCUCAAGGACAGUGACCUUUUGGACCGGCGGAAACACUGCUUCACGGUGCAAUCUGAGUCUGGGGAGGAUCUCUACUUCUCCGUGGAGUUAGAGUCUGACCUUGCCCAAUGGGAAAGAGCCUUCCAAACAGCAACCUUUCUGGAGGUGGAACGGAUACAGUGCAAGACAUAUGCAUGUGUGCUAGAAAGUCAUCUAAUGGGACUCACAAUUGACUUUAGCACUGGGUUUAUCUGCUUUGAUGCUGCAACAAAGGCUAUACUUUGGAGAUAUAAAUUUUCUCAGCUUAAAGGUUCUUCAGAUGAUGGCAAGAGCAAAAUCAAAUUUUUGUUUCAGAAUCCAGAUACUAAGCAGAUUGAAGCAAAGGAGCUGGAAUUUUCAAAUCUAUUUGCUGUUCUUCACUGCAUUCAUUCAUUUUUUGCUGCCAAAGUAGCUUGUUUGGACCCUCUCUUUUUAGGCAAUCAGGCUACCGCUUCUGCUGCUGCCAGCUCUGCUACUACAAGCAAAGCAAAGUACACAACUUGACAUACCGAGAUUUGCAUCAUCACUUACUAUGACUGUAUAAAGAAAAUAAACAUAAUCAUCAUUUUAGACCCUGGAGAAACAAUCAUAUCACCAAGUAAACAGUGAAUUCAGUUUGAAAUUUGAACAGAAAGCAAGGUCAUAAGGGAUCUCAAAAGCACUUCUAUUUUGGAAGACAUUGUGAAUAAUCUUAAGUGAACAUAACAGCUUGUUCUCAGUUUAUUUGUACCAUCGAAAGUGAAGACAAAAGAAUGAAUGAUUCAACGUAUGUAAAUAAUAUACAAAUUGUAAGCUACCUAUAAAUAAAAGUACCACUUAAAUGGUUAUUUCUGUAUUUUAGAUUAUUUUGUAUGACAAAUACAUGUUGGGCCAGAUCAUGAACGAAUGCCCUAUCAUUGAAUUUUGAGUGAUAUAAAGAAGGCAAAUAAACCACAUGGCAGCGAAGAAAAUAGCAUGUAAAAAAUUUCAUCAAAGAAGAAAGCACUUUAAUUUGCUAAUGUAGAUUUUCCUUGCAUCCUCUUUCUGCAAUAUGACACUGGCAUUCCAAUUUUAUCUUGUUGUCAACUAUUCCUAAGAUUUUCAAAAGAAUAAAUACAUCGAUUCUAUGAUAGUUACAAUGUAAAAUGUACUAUUUUUCCUUAAAUCACUGAUAUCAAUGUUUUAUUGCUGCUAGUGUCAACCAAAUAUGCUGACAUGUGUUAAUUUAAUUAUGAACCAAGAAAACAUUCAUGAACCUCUUGUUCUUUCCUUCAUUUAAGAAGGUUUAUACUUACCUAAUGGGAUUUGUUAUCAAAUUAAAGUUUCAUAAAUUUUCAGUGACCCCAAAAACUUUUGUAGAGAAAAUAAUACAAAAAAUGUGGUAUGAGAAACUCAUACAAUUCUUUGUAUUCUAAUCUACUAGUUAAUCAUGGACUGAAAUGACCUUAGAGUGUAGUCUCAGUUUUACUUAUUUCAGGAAAAUGAUAUUUUCCCAUUUUAGAAAUAUUUUAUGAGAAAGUAAGGUGAGAUAUGAAAAUACAAUUUUUAAUUUCUAGCUUACCAUGUCGUAAAGGUGAUUAUAUAAUGCAAGACUAUGUGGGUUAUUUUAGUUAUCUUGUCUUACUAAAUGUGAAGAAGCUGGAAAUUUGAAAGUAUCAGAGGUAUGGGCACCUGACUCAGACCCUGGUAUUAUAUAACUAUUGGUUUAAAUGUGGAAAACACUGU
Lontra canadensis (Northern American river otter) is the source of this 3647-nucleotide messenger RNA. RefSeq names its product syntrophin gamma 1 (gene SNTG1). Gene Ontology annotation, cellular component: intracellular anatomical structure; dystrophin-associated glycoprotein complex. The record is from RefSeq and is a predicted model, not a curated record. Gene Ontology annotation, molecular function: structural molecule activity; protein binding. NCBI's taxonomy places the organism in Eukaryota, Metazoa, Chordata, Mammalia, Carnivora, Mustelidae. The coding region runs from base 894 to 2447 and encodes 517 amino acids. The transcript has 19 exons.